AAGGCCGAAACGACCAGAAAUCUCCUUGAUCACUCGUUUUGAGUGAUCAAGGAGUGGCGGGGGCGAGGACCAGACUAGUAGUCGUUGGUGAUUUUUCACAAUUAAAAUCAGUCUAGCGUAGCUUAGCAAUAUAGAAUUCAAUGUGAUGGCUUUUGAAUUACAAAUGGAACGUUUUAUUAGUUUUUACAACAAACAUCCGAAACUGUCGAAACUAAAUUCAUAAACCGGAAGUGAAACUUGUCAACAUGGAGGACCAUGUCAUUGAACAACUAGCAAGCGAUGAAGAGUUCAGGAAGUUUUUAGACGAAUCUUUCGAUGUCAAAGCUCAUGCAAAUCAAGCUAUUCAAGGGAAAGCAAUAUCGGAACAGCUGUCAAAGCUAGCAGAGGGCAUAUCUCUACUAGACAAAGAAAUUCAUUCCCAAAUUGUUGCACAUCAUGAGGAUUUGUUAUCGCAAGCUACUGGUGUGGAGACGCUGGAAGGAGUGCUUCAGAUGAUGCAAUCUAGGAUACAGUCACUUCUAGCAGGAAUGGAUCGAAUCCGCUCUAAAGUGUCUGAACCUUUCAAUAAGAUCUCAUCAAGAACAACACAGUUAAGAAACCUGCAAGAUACUUGUGACCUUCUUCGAAGAAUCAUAAGAAUUAUGUAUCUCAGUAAGAGAUUAAAUAGCCAGCUUCAGGGAGGAGCAAGGGAAAUAACCAAAGCUGCUCAAAGUCUCAAUGAAUUGGACUAUAUUUGUGAGGGUGUGGACCUAAGUGGUAUAGAGAUUAUAGAACAAGAUCGACGCUUUAUCAAACAGGCCAGGAAAGAUGUGGAGUCACAAGCACACAAGAUGUUGGAGCAAGGAAUGGAAACACAGAACCCCACACAAGUAGCCACCUCACUUCAAGUCUUUCACAACCUGGGCAGUUUACACCACAUUGUGGAGCGCGUCAUACAGGAGUGUAAGGGGAAUCUCAACAAGAAUAUGCGGAACUGUCUAGACACCCAGAGUUUGGCACAACAGCAUGUGCCGCGCGGCAGAGGGGGACCAGGUCGAGCGGCCAUGCCUGUAACAGGAAACACUGCAGCCUUUCGAGCCUCACUCUGGACAAACAUGGAAAAACUAAUGGACAAUAUUUAUGCUUCCUGUGCUCAGGUUCAGCAUUUACAGAAAGUUUUAGUGAAGAAAAGGGACCCAGUAACACAUGUCUGUUUUAUUGAAGAAUUGGCAAAGCACAGGGAGGGCCGUGUGAAUAUUAUGCAAGAUUUCUGGGAAAGCAUCACUCACAUGCUGACGGACGAAUUCAACAAUGCAUCAGAAGCCUCUACCCAUCUGAAGCAGGCCUUUGAGGGAGAAUAUCCAAAGUUGUUACGCCUGUAUAACGAUCUCUGGAAGCGACUACAGCAGUUCAGUAUCACCACGGCAACGUCAGUGUCACAAUCGGAGCCCUCGGGUGAGGAAGAAACGAAUAUGGAAGAUGACAUUUUCAUUCCAGGAAGUAAACAGAGUCAGUACGACUCAGAGAAAGCGCUGAGGAACACACUUACAAAGUUUGAGAACGCCUAUCUGUCUAAGUCUCUGUCACGGCUGUUUGACCCCAUUAACCUGGCCUUCAGCACGGUGAAUCCGCCGACUACACAGGAAGUGGAAACCAUCGUUAAAACUAUAUCCAGUGAACUGAACGUAGCCAGUGUUGAUGCCAAGCUCUGUAUUACUGUGGCUAAAAAUGUCGCCAAGACGAUUCAACUGUUUGCAGUGAAAAGCGAACAGCUGCUGAUAACAGACGGAGAGGCCAGCCAGGUCAUUGGCCCGUCCACUCAGGGACAGCUGAGAAAUGUGACCAUGGUCAAUAUACUGUAUCUACUUCAUCAGUCCAUCACCAAGUUAGUGGAAGGAUUGCAGAAUUUCCCCCCAGAUGCAAUAGAAUGCAUUCAGAAAUCCCUGGAGGGUAAACCUCCUCCGGGGGUGGUCAUCUUGAUGAGCAGUGCUAUUUCUCCUCUGAUGUCCUCAGUCCUUGAUGCAGUAGAGGCCAUCAUUCUGACCAUGCACCAAGAAGAUUUCUCAAGCUCGUCUGUACCAGACCCCAACAAGGAGUCCCAGUGCUCACUGUACAUGAGGGAGCUACAGGAAUUCGUGUCCAGGUGCCAGAGUGACUACCUGUCUAGAUACGAUUGUCAGGACUUUAUAUACGACAGCAUAAAUCCGAUCGCUUGUCGAUGUAUUGCACUGUUUGUCAGACAUGCCAGUCUGAUACGGCCCCUCGGGGAGGGCGGAAAGAUGAGGCUGGCAGCAGACUUUGCCCAGAUGGAGUUAGCCAUUUCUCCUUUCUGUAGGAAAGUGUCUGAUCUUGGAAAUCACUACAAACUUCUCAGGGCAUUUAAACCUAUGUUGUUCCAGCAGGCUGAACACAUCAGCAAGAGUCAAGCCAUUGGUGACAUCAUUCCGUACAGUACCAUUCUCCAUUUCUUGUUCGGCCGGGCUCCGCUGGAUAUGAAAUCUCCACAUCAGUCGGCUGAUUGGUCAAUCAGCAGGUACUCACAGUGGUUAGAAGACCAUCCGUCCGAGAAAGACAGACUCACUCUUAUCAAGGGUGCUUUGGAAGGAUACGUGAAUCAAAUGAAAUCCAGGCAGGCAAAAGAGUUUGCCAAGAUCUACCCAAUCAUGUUAGACUUAUUACAGAAAGGACUGCAGACGUGUUCAUGACAUUAGUUUAUUUUAUCACAUUUCACCGCGAUAUUUAUUUUGUUAUAUAAAUGUACAUAAGUCAUAAUAAAUAAUGAAUUGUU
This is a messenger RNA of Ostrea edulis (European flat oyster), 2767 nucleotides long. Its product is annotated as conserved oligomeric Golgi complex subunit 5-like. The record is from RefSeq and is a predicted model, not a curated record. Gene Ontology annotation, cellular component: COG complex. Gene Ontology annotation, biological process: intra-Golgi vesicle-mediated transport. Lineage: Eukaryota; Metazoa; Mollusca; Bivalvia; Ostreida; Ostreidae. The coding region runs from base 246 to 2684 and encodes 812 amino acids. The transcript is spliced from 22 exons.